Messenger RNA from Parasteatoda tepidariorum (common house spider), 1621 nucleotides. NCBI's taxonomy places the organism in Eukaryota, Metazoa, Arthropoda, Arachnida, Araneae, Theridiidae. The record is from RefSeq and is a predicted model, not a curated record.
GUCCCAGCCUUUACUCUCUUCGAGACUUACAAGCAACUGAAGGAAUAAGUAAUGGAGGGGGCGGAGCUACGACAUGGAAUUGGUUUUUCUUCCCAGAUGGCGUAUUCGAGCGUUGCGAUCGCGAAUGAUCUUCGUUCUUUAGUUUCCCUCGUGGGUAGUCUUCUUUUUAUUUCGUUAACUUUAAUACAACCUCUUAAGAAAAUAAUUGGGUCAAGUUGACUAUGUAAACUAUAAAAUGCCUUCCUGGCAGCCUCUCUCUCACCCGAAAGAAUUUUUUGGUUGCACUUUUGAUAGCAUCUGCAUUUUGUAUCGACAAAUGUUUUUGCAGGUAUUUAAUUUCCUUCCCUAUUCUUGUAUUCCAAACCUUUUGUUCUGUUAUGCUUUUGUAAAUUUCGUGUCCAUUUAUCAGGAUUACGACUUCUUUUCCUCCCAAUCAAUGUGUUUGUUGGGAAAUUUGAACUGUUGAAAUCAGAUGAAUCCGAGGAAAACGAUAGACGUCUUCUUGAACCAGAAUUUCUGUUGAUAAAUCGUAUUGAAGAACCAUCACUGUUUUUUCCUCAUCAACAUUGUUAUUAGUCUCACUCAUCUUGAUUAUAACGGUAUAAUAUUUAUUUUAAUAAAAACAAGCUUUCAUAAAGUUCUGGAGAAUCUUCCGGAGGUACGGAGGGAAGCCAAUUCAGCCUGUUUAAGAGCAGCAAAAAGUCCGUCUACUGGGAUGCUAUAUACAAGCCAGUGGAUUUAUGAGUGCCUGUUACUGAAAAUUAACAGCACUAAGGCGUAUAAUCACUUAAGAAAUCACCAACUUUUAAAACUCCCAUCACCUGCAACUCUUUACAGGUAUUUAAGAAAUGUAAAGGGUUGCUAUGGAUUUCAAUCUUCUAUAUUCAAAUGCCUGGAAGGGAAAUCUAAAGUCAUGAUUAUGGCAAACAAAAGGGUAAUGCUUGUAGGAUGUCUUCUUAUUGACAAGAUGAAGGUCAGCCCUACACUUGUCUUUGACAAGAAAUCCCUGGAAAUCCAUGGCUUUACAGACUUAGGUCAUUAUACCCCUUCUUCGCAAACAUCACAGACAGGUGACCAUGCUUUGGUCCUCAUGUUUCAACCCUUCAGAGGAAAGUGGAUGCAAACAAUUGCUUGUUUCCUGUCAAAAAAUGCUGCCUCAGGUACAGUUUUGCGCCAUCUUAUUAUAGAGGCUGUAGUAACAUUGAUGGAAAGGAAUGGUUUUUUCGUUGAUGCUGUGGUGUGUGAUGGUGCUACUUGGAACCGCAGCAUGUUUAAAAAAUGUGGUAUUUCUUAGGACAGUGUUAGCUGUGAAUAUAUUACUGAUCCAACUAGACGGCUGUGGUUUAUCUCAAAAAUUUUCCACUCCUUAUAAAGAAUUUGAGAAAUGCUAUGACACCUGAUGGCAAGGUUGACAUAAAAUUCUUUGAUGCCAUUGUAGAAUGUGAUGGGCCUACACGGUUUGAUAUAAAACUAUUCUCAAAACUAACACCUGAUCACAUUAGGCCAAAGUUUUACCAAAAAAUGAAUGUUGCCAUGGCAUUUCAGGCAAUUUUUUAAAGUAAUAUUUUUUCUUUCUGAAGUUUUUUUCAUGUACUCAUGCUUUUCUUAUGAAAUAAUUUAU